AUUUUAGUCAUUUCAGCUCUCAGAGCAGUUCAGUCCUCUAGUUGAUUGUGAUUGUCCUAGGUACAUCCCAUUGGGUCACUCACGUCGGUUUCUCUACAAAUAAUUUGAGAAUGACAUUAAACAACAAGACCAGCCAAAAAGGCUCGGCUCAACCAAAUUUAACCUUCACACUCACACGAUGUUGGCAGCAGUUCAAUGGCUGUUGAUUUUGCACUUACUCCUAGUACUUCCUAGGAAUGCAAUCGCCUUUGAGGAUGCGGAAAAAGAAGCUGAGGCACUUAAUUUAGAUGAACUAUUGUCAAAAGGUGAAUAUGUGGUGGACUUGGAUAGGUUAAACUACACAAAAGUAAUUGCAAUUAUCGGUAUGUCCGGGACCGGCAAAAGUACUUUCAAAAAACUCUUCCUGAAGAAUCCAACGCUGCAGAUGGUCAGAGCUGGAACAAGUAGAAAUAAGUUUCUAUUUUCCGACGGAGGAGACAAAAUCAGCUCGGUAAAUGAGACUCAUAAAUCUAAAACCUUGAUACCCAACACAGUAAUGGACCCCAGUUCAGGAGCUCUCCUUAUCGAUUGCCCUGGCUUCAGUGACACGAGAGGAGUGGCUGAAGAAAUUGCAGCCAGUUUCAUGACAAAGAAAAUUCUGGACAAGGCCAAAGAGGUCAAAUUCAUUGUGAUGGAGAACCACCCCGGACUCACCGCAGGUGGUGACAGAUACACCAUAAGGACGAUGCUGCGCCACCUUGCCAAAUUCUUGCCUGACAUCGAUCGCAUCAAAGACUCCAUUGCGUUAAUUGCAAACAAAGCACAGCGAGAUGAGCAUUCGUCAAUUCAGGAAGAUGAAAGAGAUGUUACGCACGAACUACAAAGCUUUAGAAAUGGUUUAACGGAGCCUAUAAAUAAGGGUUCAUUUCUUAGCCUGGAUGAAAUUAACAAAAUGAAAAAGUUGAUCGAUAUUUUCAUACGUGGAGGCCGUGGCAAUAAUAUCGCAAUCAUUUACAAGCCAAACAAAGAGGGCAGUCCCUGGGAUAUUGACUUCAUGAACGAGUGCCACGAAGAUCUGAAAGACUUAGUAGAAAACAAGUUGAAGUUCUCCAACAACAUAGGAUUGGAAUACAACUACAGCAUAAGCGCCGAGAGCAUCGCUCUCAUUAAAGACGACUUGAUUCCUAUCAAAACCGAGCAAAUUAGUACGUCCGCUUCCGAGUGCCUGGAUUCGAUUUUGGAACAGUUGAAACAAAAAAUUCAUUUAGAACGUUCAAUUCUAAAGAAAAUAGAUUUUAUUGAAAAUACGAUGAAAGUUGUUCUCACUCACCAAAACGUUUCCAAUUUAUACUAUGUCGAUUUUUUCUUUGAAGUGACAAACUCUACUAGUUUAACUGUGAAUGAUGGCGCACUGAAAAAAAUUAAAGCGUGGGAAGAAAUUUUGCAAUUUUUUUUCCAAAUGGCUCGGUUUUCCCCAAUUCGCUAUUCAUCCCAACUAAAAAGAGUCAUAAAAUUCAAAUUGAUUCAGCCCUUGACGGAAUACAACAAGUAUUACACAUUCUUAAAAAAUUUGAACACAUCACUGGAUACUGCUGAAGCCCAUCUGAACCGAGAGGACUUCAAAAUGUCUGUAAACCUUGCGAAAGGCAUUGAUUCAACCAGUGAAUUUUCAAAUGUGAUCCUUCAAUUAGGCACUCUGAAAUACGAAGUAUCUGACGCCAAAGCGCUCAUUUCCAUGAAUUCCAUCACUAAGGAAAUGUACGCCGAGUUGAACACUGUACUGAGGGAUCAUCUGAAUUACGUAUUGGAGAGAGAAUAUAACACACGUACUAAGGGGCUGACUGUAAAAGGAAAAGCGAUCAUCUUAAGCGAAGUUAAAGCUAUACUUCAAAUGUAUCCUGAAGCCAAGAGCAUAAAGAUUUUUGCAUGGCACAAAAUAUUUAUAGACGGAAACUUUCAGUUGUCCGACACUAACCUUGCAAUUGUUGCUCCCUUGAUAGAUGUCCUUGUCCCAACUCACAUCACAAGCACUGGAAGUGACGCUGUAGGUGCAGCUGAAGCAGGGAAAAACUCGGGUCAUAUUUUCAUCACCACAUUGGAAAUACAGAAUCCAAGCCGAUGGAGCAUAAGUACCACUGGAGGAAAAGGAGGGAAAGGCACAAAGGGAACAGAUGGUGCCUGCGAGUUUCCUAGUAGCCACCCUAGUUUUUCGAUUAAUUUUGAAGACGCAUUUUAUGACAAGAUCUUUACAAAACUCAGUAAAACGAAAUACAAGUAUGAAAAACUAAUUGAUAAAGAAUGGAGGACGGGUACCUUUUUUAUGUUUAAAUAUCAUCAUAAAUUAAACCUAAAGAUUACUGACCCUUCAUAUACAACAAAACCUGCUACUAAUGGUGGACCAGGAGGCUCCGGUGGGCAUCCAGGGAAGGUUGAAAUCAAAAGCAAAAAACUAGCUUCUCUUGCCAUUGACAGGAAAAAUGGCGCCAACGGCAUUGUAGGCGAUCCCGGUCAAAUAAUAACUUGUUUUCAGCAGAUUCCAUUUGUGUUGAUGGAGUUUGAAGGCACCGAAAAUAGAAAUACGUUCACCAAAGAUCAAGGAAUAAGAUUUAAUAGUAAGGUAGAAUCCAAAAACACGGAAUAUACUAGUAACAAUGUGGCACCGAUCUAUUACAAUCCUUAUGCUGGAGUUAAACCUUCUCAAGGUAAUCAACCGUUGGAAAUUCCUUCCACCCAAAUCAUUGAUGAAUACAUUAAUUUGUCAUCCACUGUUAACUAUAAUAGAGAUUUUGUGAAUUUUAUUAAAAAAUAAUAACCUGAAUCAUGCUUUUCUGGGCGGGGUUACUUUAUUUGCUUUAACAUUUAACAUUAGAAUCUUUAAUAUGUUGCGCGUGUUUAAUCAGAAAUAAAAUAAUUCUCUCAAAGAAAUCUUUUUGUUUCAUUCAUUAUUCUCAAUAUAUAUAUUUUUCUUUGUUCAUUUCACAGAGAGAUUUUAAUGUUUUCAAAUUUCGUUAACCAGCCUUUUUUUCGCGAUUAACAUCUGGCAGCACCCUUAUUGCAGCCCCAAUUAAGACAAAAAUU
Messenger RNA from Neocloeon triangulifer, 3057 nucleotides. RefSeq lists its product as uncharacterized. The record is from RefSeq and is a predicted model, not a curated record. The coding region runs from base 179 to 2788 and encodes 869 amino acids. Lineage: Eukaryota; Metazoa; Arthropoda; Insecta; Ephemeroptera; Baetidae. The transcript has 5 exons.